This is a messenger RNA of Ipomoea triloba (trilobed morning glory), 1331 nucleotides long. RefSeq names its product nudix hydrolase 2-like. The coding region runs from base 73 to 1104 and encodes 343 amino acids. Gene Ontology annotation, molecular function: ADP-ribose diphosphatase activity; NADH pyrophosphatase activity; NAD binding. The record is from RefSeq and is a predicted model, not a curated record. The transcript has 9 exons. Lineage: Eukaryota; Viridiplantae; Streptophyta; Magnoliopsida; Solanales; Convolvulaceae.
UCAGGCAAUUGAAUAUUGCUAAUUUGAAAAUUGAAAUUCAUUAAUUAUUAUAAUAUAUAAAUAAAUACAAAAAUGGUAAUCAAAUUAUUGUGUAAAACCUCCAUGCUCUGUACCGCCGGCAGAGCUGUCUCUUCUCAUUCUAGUCGUUCAUUCUUCACCCUUCGAACUCCUAAACUACCCUUCAGAGCUCAAGGGAGAUUGAAGAAGGGUAGCUUUGGGAUUUACCUGACUACGCGGUGUUCAUCGAUGAGUUCGUCGGCAUCGUCGCCGGCGGCGUCGUUGCCGGAGAAACAGGCGGAACAAGUGGACAUGAUAUUGGCGGGGAGAAAUGAUGAUCAUGGAGGGGUGAUUGUUGAGAUGACGAGUGAACCCAUGGACCCUUCUCUCUUCGUUACUUUGCUUCGGGCCUCAAUUUCUCAAUGGAGACAGCAGGGUAAGAGAGGUGUUUGGAUCAAGUUGCCUAUUGAGCUUGCUAACCUUGUUGAACCUGCAGUAAAGGAAGGGUUCUAUUACCAUCAUGCUGAACCAAAUUACUUGAUGCUCGUGCAUUGGCUUCCUACAACUGCAAGCACUAUUCCGGCGAAUGCCACCCACAGAGUUGGUGUUGGUGCAUUUGUUAUGAAUGAAAAGAAUGAGGUACUGGUUGUCCAGGAAAGGAGUGGACAAUUCCGUGGAACUGGUGUAUGGAAGUUCCCUACAGGAGUUGUUGAUGAGGGUGAAGAUAUAUGUAAUGCAGCUGUCAGAGAAGUAAAAGAAGAGACCGGGAUAGACGCAAAAUUUGUGGAGAUACUAGCAUUCAGACAGAGUCACAAGUCGUUUUUUGAGAAGUCAGAUCUAUUCUUUGUGUGCAUGCUGCAACCACUAUCCUUCAACAUUAGAAUUCAGGAACAAGAGAUAGAGGCAGCCCAGUGGAUUCCAUAUGAAGAAUAUGCAUCUCAGCCAUUCAUCCAAAAACACGAGCUGUUCAAGUACAUUGCUAAUAUAUGCUCAGCAAAGAUACAGGGCAACUAUUCUGGGUUCUCGGCCAUCUCUUCAGUGACUAGCUUUUCUCAGAAGGAAAGUUACUUGUACUUGAACAAGAAGCCCCAUGCUGACUUUCCAUAGGAAGUUUUUAGUUCAGUCAUUUUUUGGUAACAAAAAAACAUAUGGAGGAAUGAUUUUAUUGGGGUUUUCUUAUCCCUAUUUUUUGAAGAAUGGUUUUUUUACUGAGUUAAUAUUUGAUGUACCAUCAGUGUAUAGCAAAUAAAUAAUAUAUAUUCUUUAGGGAAAAAUCAUUAUUUUGGUCCCUCAAUUGUUUUAGGUAGUUUAAGAAGAACAUACCUAUAAAGCUA